UGCUGCGGGCGUGACCUUCAGGCCGGGCGGCGCCGCGCCUGCGCACUGGCCGGCAGUCUGUCCGAGAUGGCGGCGGGGUGGGCUCGGCUCUUCCGCAGGAGUUUCAGCGCCGCCCGCCCGUUGUCGGCGGCCGCCGGCGCCGAGGAGCACCAGGGCGCGCGCAUGUGGAAAAUCUUGACUUUUGUUGUUGCUGUUCCUGGUGUAUCUGUGUGUAUGUUGAACUGCUACUUGAAGGCACAGCAUCACACCCACGAGAAGAAAGAGUUUGUUCCUUAUGAACAUCUUCGCAUCAGGACCAAACCAUUCCCUUGGGGUGAUGGGAACCACACCUUCUUCCAUAACUCCCAUACUAAUCCUCUGCCCACUGGCUGGGAAGAUUGAAAUUUCUGGAGCAGAGAAGAAUGCCGCAGAAGUUAUGGAUCAUUUGUUCAAGCCUAAUUAUGUAAAUGAGUGCAUUUUUUUCCUAUAAUAAGGGCAGAAAUCAGAAUCGAGUGUUCACCUUUGUUGAGGUAACACCAUAAUAAAUAUGCUAUGGAAAGUCA
Messenger RNA from Pristis pectinata (smalltooth sawfish), 542 nucleotides. Its product is annotated as cytochrome c oxidase subunit 6A1, mitochondrial-like. NCBI's taxonomy places the organism in Eukaryota, Metazoa, Chordata, Chondrichthyes, Rhinopristiformes, Pristidae. The record is from RefSeq and is a predicted model, not a curated record. The transcript has 3 exons. Gene Ontology annotation, molecular function: enzyme regulator activity. Bases 67 to 381 code for a protein of 104 amino acids. Gene Ontology annotation, cellular component: mitochondrial inner membrane. Gene Ontology annotation, biological process: mitochondrial electron transport, cytochrome c to oxygen.